AUGAAGUUACUUGGUUGGAUGCAUCGUAAGUUUCGGCAGAAUAGCCAUGAACCCUUCAAAGAGUUCUCCAUCGGGAAUUGUUAUGCUUGUCUUACAGGGCAGUCCCCGCUGGAUGACACACAAUACCACCCAAAGCUAAACUGCUGCAAUAAACACUUGAUCAGAGGCCAAAGGGAUAACCAGCUUCGAAAAUCAUUCGCCAGUUCAGAUCCUGAUGAUUUCGAAGAAGAAGAAGAAGAAGAGACAUCAGGUGCACUUUCUGAGCUCUUCCAUGGGUUCCUGGCAAUUGGAACCUUGGGCACAGACCCUGUCAUCAACAACGACCCGUCUUCGACGCCCACAUUUUCCAUCUCCGUGGAAAACAUCAUGGAGAAAGAGACAGAAGUAACAGAAAAUGAACUGAAACUAAUCAAUGAUGAACUGGAGAAAGUGCUGGGAGCAGAUGAAAGCUGUAACCUCUCAUCAGGACGGAACAGCCAUGUGAGCACAGGGAGAAACAGUCACGUCAGUGUUGGAAGAAGCAGCCAUUGCAGCACGGGAAGGAACAGCCAUGUCAGUGCUGGAAGGAUCAGCCAUUGCAGCACGAUUACAUUGGGCGGGAAGCUGAUCGAGAGCAGCACAGAGAACAAUGUCUGUCCACUUCAAAGCUAUCUUCUUGGAUCAGCAAUUGGAUUGCCGGAAACGACGCCACCAGCUGCCAAGAAAGAACACAGGGUAUCACUUGGAGAGCUGUUUCAGAAGAGUAAACAGACAGAGGAAAACUAUGGAUCGAAACCAGAAAAGAGAGUGGAAAAGGAUACUGACAAGUUGGGAGCAUUCCUUGUGAAGAAGUUGCUCAAGAGAAAAUUACUUCAUGCUUCCAACAAAAACAGCAUGGCGUUUUCUGGAGGAACAAGUGACUCCGCUUCAGCUGAGACAAAACUGCACAAGAUCCUACAUAUUUUCCAUCGGAAAGUUCAUCCAGAAAGCUCAUCUACUGCAGAGAAAUAUACCCAUACUAAGCCAAACCAGGUGCAGAUAAAAACUGAUGCCAGGCCAUACAUCAUUGAAGCCCCAGAAUACACUGAUGAAGAUAUCAUCAUUACUCCAUAUCAAGCCCUCUCGAAAGAACGCAUGCGACAAUUGAAGGGUCAGCCCAAUCAAUCCCAUCUCUCCCUCGAUGAUGACAAGUACGGGGAACAUUGGAUCAAAACAGAUUCAGACUACCUGGUGCUGGAGCUCUGA
Molecule: messenger RNA, 1224 nt
Organism: Oldenlandia corymbosa var. corymbosa
Lineage: Eukaryota; Viridiplantae; Streptophyta; Magnoliopsida; Gentianales; Rubiaceae
Source: the annotation of a GenBank genome assembly